AUGGCAGUUUUUCCGUGCAGCCGGGAAGUGAGCAUCAAGGGACUGGCGCUGGUGGCCGAAGCUGCAUGGGACAUCAAGUUCGGCAGGUUCGGGUGGAGACUGGAUCUGAAACAAAAACAUCUUGAUGAUGUCGCCGCAGAGGCAGUUGCCCAAGCCAUCAAGAGACUUCCCCGGCUGGAACGCGUGAACUUGGAGGAAAACGCGAUUGGAGACAGCGGAGCCAAGGCCAUUGAAGCCAUCAUGGAACACCCGACGAUCGCAGUGGUUUCGCUUCGGAACAACAGGAUCGGCGAAAUCGGAGCACAGGUCUUCGCUGAAGUUGAGAAGCAUCCACGUUUUCGGAAGAACCUUCCAGAGAAUGCUCUCAGAGAAGUGGGAGCCCAGGAGGCGGAGGAAGAGCCGCUGGAGGACGAAGAAUGUUCAGUGAAGCAGGAGGAGCAAGAGGAAGAGAUUGCGGGAUGA
Symbiodinium sp. CCMP2592 is the source of this 462-nucleotide messenger RNA. The record is from the annotation of a GenBank genome assembly. NCBI's taxonomy places the organism in Eukaryota, Dinophyceae, Suessiales, Symbiodiniaceae.